GCCAAGGACGCGGACACGCAGCCGAAUUCGCCAUCAUUGUUCAUCGUCACUGUGUUCUUCGAGACAACAACCUCACUUUUGCUCCUUGCAUCUGCCUGCAAGAUGGAGAAUCCUCCGCUUGCGUCGUUGUCAUUGACGCAUGUCCACUAUAACCCCGCGGACCGCAUCUCUUACCUCUGUGCCUGGCUGGCUCUUGUGCCGCAGGGGCUAUGUGUAGUGUAUGCAACGCUGAUAUGGUCAAACCGCGAGAUUGAGAUUGGCCUUAUGUUCGCCGGCCAGAUGGCCUGUGAGGCCCUCAAUUGGGUGCUGAAGCGUCACUUCAAGGAGGAGCGACCUCGAGAAAUGCACGGAAAGGGCUAUGGCAUGCCGUCAUCCCACGCACAGUUUGUGGCUUUCUUCUCGGUCACCCUGACGCUCUUCCUCCUAAUUCGUCACGUCCCUCACCCAACCGAAACCCACACACCGUUCAGCUUUGCCAGCCGCUUUGUGCUGUCUCUCCUCGCCAUAGCAUCCGCAGGAGCAGUCGCCGUCAGCCGCAUCUAUUUGAGCUACCACACGCAGAAGCAGGUUCUCGUUGGCUGUGCUUGCGGUGCACUAUUCGCCAUUGUAUGGUUUGGAUUCACCACCUACUUGCGUAGAGCUGGGUGGAUCGAGUGGGCUCUCAGCACCUGGCUUGCAAGAGCAUUCCGCGUCAGGGAUUUGGUAAUUCAAGAGGAUUUGGUCGAUUCAGGCUGGGCACGAUGGCAGGAGAGGCGCAAACGACAGGAAUUUCGCGUCCAAGGCAAGAAGAGCAGGUGAUGCGACGUCAUCAAUAGCAACGUUGAAUCCCAGCAUCGGGAUCACCGACAAUGUCAUAUCCGGGUUUUAGGAAACACCACUCGCUACAACCCGCCCACCAUACGAAACUCAUCCACUGAUCGCAAAGUAAUUUACUCUGCCGUCGGAGGGCGGCCUAGUCAAAUGCCCGCACGUGCGUCUCGUUCCACUUUUCCGCGUGCAUUGGCGCCACAACAGGGCAGUCAACCUGUUGUAUCACCACCAGAAUCACUGACACUAUUGCUUGCUCCAAGCGUGCAUCACCUU
Macroventuria anomochaeta is the source of this 1083-nucleotide messenger RNA. RefSeq names its product DOLPP1 protein. Bases 103 to 798 code for a protein of 231 amino acids. The transcript is spliced from 3 exons. Gene Ontology annotation, cellular component: endoplasmic reticulum membrane; intracellular membrane-bounded organelle. Gene Ontology annotation, molecular function: dolichyldiphosphatase activity. The record is from RefSeq and is a predicted model, not a curated record. Gene Ontology annotation, biological process: lipid biosynthetic process; protein N-linked glycosylation. Lineage: Eukaryota; Fungi; Ascomycota; Dothideomycetes; Pleosporales; Didymellaceae.